Messenger RNA from Linum trigynum, 2166 nucleotides. The record is from the annotation of a GenBank genome assembly. NCBI's taxonomy places the organism in Eukaryota, Viridiplantae, Streptophyta, Magnoliopsida, Malpighiales, Linaceae.
CUCAUCAAACUCUCACACCAACACAAAGUUCUUCAGCCCGCUCUCUCAAUCAAAGAGUUCACAAAUAUCUUCAUUCACUGUGAGCAGGUAAACAGAAGGGCAAUGGGAGUUUCAGCAGCAGGGAUGGUCCAGCUGGGAGUUUCGUUCGUAGCGGUCUGCUUGCUUGCUAUUGCUGAGCCUGGGCAUGCUGCAACCAGGCACUAUACCUUUGAUAUCAACCUCCAAAAUGUGACCCGGCUCUGCCACACCAAGAGCAUGGUGACAGUUAAUGGACAGUUCCCAGGGCCCAAGAUUAUGGCAAGAGAAGGUGAUCGUCUACUGAUCAAAGUCGUCAACCAUGUCCAAAACAACAUGUCCAUCCAUUGGCAUGGGAUCCGGCAGUUAAGAAGCGGGUGGGCGGAUGGACCAGCAUACAUAACCCAAUGCCCGAUUCAGACCGGUCAGAGCUAUGUCUACAACUACACCAUUGUUGGCCAGAGAGGAACCCUAUGGUGGCAUGCACACAUCUCGUGGCUUAGGUCUACUGUUUAUGGUCCUAUCAUCAUCCUUCCCAAACUUGGUGUCCCUUACCCAUUUCAGAAGCCUUACAAGGAAGUUCCCAUCCUCUUUGGGGAGUGGUUUAAUACUGAUACAGAAGCAAUCAUCAAUCAGGCCACAAUAACAGGCGGAGGCCCAAAUGUCUCUGAUGCCUACACAAUUAAUGGACUUCCAGGCCCAUUAUACAACUGCUCAGCUAAAGAUACGUUCAAGCUGAAAGUGAAACCGGGCAAAACCUACAUGUUGCGACUGAUCAACGCUGCUCUCAAUGACGAGCUAUUCUUCAGCAUUGCAAACCACAGCCUGACCAUCGUCGAUGCCGAUGCAGUAUACAUCAAGCCUUUCUCCACCGACGUGAUCCUCAUCACUCCUGGUCAAACCUACAACGUCUUGCUUAAAACCAAACCGGUUCACCCCAAUGCUGCUUUUUUCAUGGCCGCCAGGCCAUACGUGACUGGACAGGGCACUUUCGACAACUCAACCGUUGCCGGAAUCCUCGAAUACGACCAUCCAUCAGACGCCAAAACCCACCCGAUUUUCAAACCAACCCUACCCGCGCUAAACGACACCGCUUAUGCGACAAAAUUCACCAACAAGCUGCGUAGCUUGGGAAGCAAGCAAUUCCCUGCCAAUGUUCCACUGAAGGUUGACAGGCAAUUUUUCUUCACCGUGGGCCUGGGAACCAACCCAUGCCCGAAGAACCAGACCUGCCAGGGCCCAACUAAUUCGACCAAGUUUGCAGCCUCGAUCAACAAUGUCUCGUUUGUGAUGCCGACGACGGCUCUGCUUCAAUCGCAUUACACCGGUCAAUCGAACGGCGUCUAUUCUCCGUACUUCCCAAUGAGUCCUCUAAUUCCGUUCAACUACACCGGAACCCCACCAAACAACACGAUGGUGAGCAAUGGCACGAAGUUGACGGUGUUGCCAUUCAAUACUAGCGUGGAGCUGAUACUCCAGGACACCAGCAUUUUGGGGGCAGAGAGCCACCCGCUUCACCUGCACGGGUUCAACUUCUUCGUUGUGGGGCAAGGAUUUGGCAACUUUGACAAAACCAAAGACCCGGCCAAGUUCAAUCUGGUUGACCCGGUUGAGAGGAACACAGUUGGGGUUCCUUCGGGUGGGUGGGUCGCUAUCCGGUUCCUGGCUGAUAACCCAGGGGUGUGGUUCAUGCACUGUCAUCUGGAAGUUCAUACGAGCUGGGGACUGAAGAUGGCUUGGGUUGUUUUGGAUGGAAAGCUUCCCAAUCAGAAGGUUCUCCCUCCACCUGCUGAUCUGCCCAAGUGCUGAGAAAUACAUUUACGUGCCCGCUUCAUACGAGCACAUGCCCGACCACAAGCUGUUUUUCCUCUUUUCUCUUUGGUGAUUUGAUUGAUUUUUUUGUAACUUUGAUUUGAUUUUAUUUCAUGAUGAGAGCUACUAUUGAAUAAUUUCUAACUACUCCACUGUUGGCGAGGGAUAGAAGAGACCGGAUGAAAUUUGAGGAGAAUUUAGAGAAACUAUGAGAUAUUGUAAUUGAUGAAAUUAUUUAUUAUUGGUUUUUGAAAAGAUUCAAUGGCAAUGAUGUCUGUUCCCUACAGCUGCAACUUUCAUUUUUUAGAGAGAACAAUUCAAUUAAUGUGAUAGACAAAA